UCAAUCGAAACUCGAAAGUUGAAACCUGUCAAAUCAAAAGCUGAAAGCUCUAAUCAAGAUAAAAUGAUCAAAGUUAUCUAAUUAACAUUGCAAAAACAAGUUUAACAAGUCGAGAACUUCAUAAGCACUCAUUUAGCUAUCUUUUCUCUUUAAUGUUAAACGAAAUGUGCGCUUUACACGAUUUUCUCACCGAUUUUUGAUACGUGUUUGUGAAGUUGGUAAAUUGGGUCCGAUCAAAAAUGGCUAGUGAAAUAAAUAAAGAAGAUUUAGAAAAGGGUAAAAAAUAUGCCGCUGAAGCUGCAAUCAAAGAUAGACAAUUUAAAGGCAAAAUGGUCAUUGGAAUUGGUAGUGGAUCAACCGUAGUCUACGCCGUCGAAUAUAUCGCUAAUACUUUGAAAGCUCUCAAAAGUAGUGGCGAAAACAACGAUCUCGAAGUAGUAUUUGUUCCUAGUUCUUAUCAAGCCAGACAGCUCAUCGAAGAGCACAAUUUAACUUUAGCUGAAGUAAAUUCGGUGUCCAAGAUCCAAUGGACAAUCGACGGUGCUGAUGAAGUAGCUAAAGAAGAUAAUUUAUUAAUCAAAGGCGGAGGCGGUUGUCUUACGCAAGAAAAGGUUCUGGCGUGGAUGUCUAAUGAACUGUACAUCAUUGCUGAUUACACGAAAGCGAGUGAUAAACUUGGCCAAUCGUGGAAAAAAGGUAUUCCUAUUGAAGUAUUGUCUUUCUGUUAUUCCGCCGUGAAACGAGAAAUCGAAGAGAAAUUCGGAGGUGAAACCGUUCUACGGAUUGGAGUGAAAAAAGCUGGUCCUGUGAUCACCGAUAACGGUAAUUUCAUACUCGAUUGGAAAUUCCCUGAGGAUAUCAAUGAUUGGAAAAAUGUAGAGGUUACGAUCAAAAUGAUGCCUGGAGUCGUCGAAGUUGGUUUAUUUUUCAAAAUGGCUAACGCAGUAUAUCUAGGAAAACCCGACGGUGGUGUUGAAAAAUUGGAGUAUUCCGCUCGUUGAAUUAUCAUGUUUUUUUUUUACCUUUUUUAAAUCAAACAUUUUAUUUAUUUUUUUCUAAUAAAUAUUUUUAUUUAAAUCGUU
Molecule: messenger RNA, 1082 nt
Organism: Planococcus citri (citrus mealybug)
Lineage: Eukaryota; Metazoa; Arthropoda; Insecta; Hemiptera; Pseudococcidae
Gene: Rpi
Product: Ribose-5-phosphate isomerase
Exons: 7
Coding region: 240-1001 (253 amino acids)
Biological process (GO): pentose-phosphate shunt, non-oxidative branch; D-ribose metabolic process
Cellular component (GO): intracellular membrane-bounded organelle
Molecular function (GO): ribose-5-phosphate isomerase activity
Source: RefSeq, a predicted model, not a curated record